AUGGAUUUGUUAGAUGGGAUAGAAGACUAUUCAGCUAGUCAAUUCAAGCCAACUCAAGUUAAUGCUAUGGCUACUACCCAACAAGACAAUGAAAACUCAGAUUCUGAUAAUACUUCUCAAACUCAACCAAACCAAUCAAUAUUAGGAUUUGAUUUUAAUAUCACAACAAUAUCUAAAGCACUCAAUUCGACUAAUGAUAACCAAGACAAGGGUGAUGAUGAUGGUAUGCCAAAUCUAAGUAUUUUAGAUAAAGUUAAGAAUAGAUUGUUAGGAGGCGGUGACGCGUCGGAUGAAGAUGAGAACACCAAUCCAGAUGAUGAAGUUCUGGAUAAGACCCAGAAGAUAGUUCAUCCAUCUACUGGCUCUGCAUUUCAAUUACUACCACAACUAGAAGUAGAUGAAACUGAAUUUUCCAAUAAUCUGUCAACACAGGUCAUACCAAAGAUGAAACCAACCCAAAAGAUUGAGACGUUUUAUGAUACAGAUAAAACCCAAGUCAUUCCUAAACUCAAUGAUGUGGAAAGUUGGUUCACCUCAAAAGAUCAAACUCAAGAGGAUGCAGAUAAUGUGAUAUCGUCAAAACCUUUAUCCAAAGAAGAACGAGAAGCUAAAAUUGCUAAAUUGGCCGAACAAAAACGUCGUGAAAGACUUGAAAAGGAAAGACAAGAAUUGGAACAAGAUUUAACUAAAGGUACCAUAACUGAUGAAGAAGAAGAAUUGAAUCAAGAAGCUAAUGAUACAGUUGUUUCGUCACAUAAUAAAAGUGAUGGCUUAUCUACCAAGGAGUUGGAAAAGGCUCAAGAGUUUUUGAAUAUUCAAAAAAGACAUGUAGAUAUUCGACCUGAAUUUCAAAAAAAAGUUGUCUUUACAAAAGAUAAAUUGUUAUCAGAGUUUUCAGAAGAAGAGGAUUGCGGUACCAACGAGAGAAAAACCACCAAAGAUAAACCACCUUCAUCGCCAACAGUUGAGGAAAUCUUGAAAUCGAGUCCAUUUACAUCUCCAGUGAAAGAUGACCAUAAUGACGACAAUGUUUUAGAUUUAUUUAAAAAACCAAGUGAAAAUACUAAGAAUCCAUUGGAAUUAUAUGCACAAAGAUUGAAAAAACAACUUUUCAGUUCACCACAAGGUCAAACUGAUACUGCAAAAAACAAUACUAAACAUUCUAAGAAAUUAAUCAAUUUAGAUUCUGAUUCUGAUAUUGAUCUUGCAUCUUCAUCUCCAACAAAGAAACCUCCAAUUGCCACGAGUACUAGUAUUAUUGGUUCUGGAUUAAAAUUUUCCAAUCGUGCUAAAGAAUUGGAUAAUAUUCCUGAACUCAGUAAAGAACAACGAUUAUUAAUAAAACAAAAAUUUUCGAAACGGAAAUUCCAGAAUUCCAAAAUCAAGACUAAUCAACUGAAAAAUCAUAAUGUUAGUCAUAAACAAGAUAAUGGGUUUAUGCAAAAAUUGCGUGAAAAACAUAUUAAUCAAUUGAAAUUGAAUAAAUUAAACAAUCCUGAUCAUUUAAUUAUGGAAGAAUUGGAAAAAGAUGAAGAAACAAUGACUUCAUUAUUGGAAAGAGAAAUGGAAAGGGUUAGAAAUAUUCGUAAACGAGAAAAACUACAAGAACGAGCCAAAUUAGCAUUAUUAGAAGGGAAAUUAGGGAUUAAAUCAAACAAUGAUUCCGAGAAAUAUGGUGAUGAAAUUCCUGAAAGUGAUGUAGCUGAUUCUGAAGUCCCUGAUAGUGAUUAUAAUAUGGAUAAUGAUGAUGAUGAUGAUGAUGACGAAGAUGACCUGGAGAAUGAAUCACCGAAAAGGGCUGAAAUUAAUCCUAGGAGUGAUGAUAGUUACAUGUUUGGUGGUGGCGACAACGCCGAUGGCAAUGGUGAAGAUGAAGGAGUAACUACUACUUUAUCCACACAACCUCAACCAGUUUUCGAUAAUACAUCUUUUGUUGAUAAAACCGAAGGACUUUUCCAAAAUUUACAACCAAGAACAUCAAAAGAAGAUUCAUUUAUAUCCACACAAGGUGAAGAAAGUCAAUUGCAAAUUAGACUUCCACUGUUCCGUGACCUUACACAAGUGCCAACACAAACUCAAGUUGAUCAAUUCACUCAAGUUGACGAACAAGCCACUCAAGCCGAUGAUGUGGCAACUCAAAAGAUUCUAGCUGCUACCCAAAAAAUAAUGGUUCCUACUCAAAAAAUCAAAAAUGAUACUCAGAUUAUUAACAAACCAAUGCUGCAACGUCCAGCCAAUAGUAGCACGAAGAGAGAUGAUGAUGACGUUGAUGAUGACGAUGAUGAUGAUAUAAUUACACCUGCAAAUGUUCGUCGUGGUCGUAAAAUGAUCCGGAAUAAUAAUAUGAUUAAAAUCGAAGAAGACGAUGAAGAAACUCCAUCAAAGAAUAACAAUGAUCAUAACCCAAAAGAAGAAGAAGAAGAAGAAAAUGAUUCUGAUGAUCCAGAAGAAAUACAACGUCGUAUUAAAGAAUAUGAAUUGAAAAUUCGUAAACGAGAAUUAAAAUUACGGAAACGUAGAAAAGAAAUGGAACGUAAAGGAAUGAAAAAUAUUGUUGAAGGAGAAGCAGAAGAAUCUGAAGAUGAAUGGAAAGGAUUAGGUGGUAUUGAUGAAGAAUUUUCCGACGUUGUUAAUUCUGAUGAUGAAAAAAUGAUUGAUAAUAAUUUUAAUAUUGAUUUAAAAAAUGAUGAAAUACGUUCAAAAUUCAUGGAAGAAUAUCAAAUUAAAGAUCAAAAAGAAUUAGAAAAAUUAUUAGAUGAUAUAAAGAAUCAUCGAUUAAUUAAACGAACUGGUAUAAAUUCAAAUGGAUUAGAUAUUGAAAUUAGUGAUGAAGAAGAUCAAUUAUUAGAAGCUUAUAGAAAACAAAAAUUUAUGGAACAACAACAACGAUUAUUACAAAAUAAAAAAUUAUUUGAAUUAUAUAAAAAUGAAAAAUCAAAAGCUUUUUUCAAUUCAAUUCAAGAUACCGUUGAAGUGAUAAAAAUUGACGACAGUGAUGAUAGUGAUAUUGAAGUCCAGACUAAUCCAUUCAAUAAGGGAGAAAAGAAAAAUUCUGGGUCAGAAACUGAUAAGGAUAACCAAGGUGAAGAAGACGAAGAAGAAGAAGACUCACUAGAUAAAGAAGCACCAAUUAAGAAAACCAUCAAAGUUGAUGAAGCAUUUAUUAGAAAGAAAUUAUCAUUUUUAUAUUCAACUACUGAUGAAGAUAAAUAUGAACGAUUACAAAGAAUUUCUCGUAUUCAACAUGGUAUUUCUGAUGGUGAAGAAGAUAUUGAUGAUAUAAAUGUUUUAAAAACAAAAUCUUUCAAUAAUUUAACUAAUAAUAGAUUGACUCCUCCAGUUUUAGAAUCAUCAUCACAACCAUCCAAAAAGAGGGGCCAUGAAAAUGACACUGAUGUUGAUGAAGAAGUAGAUGAAGAAUUUAUGCCAGUUUUCAAAAAACCAUCAAUUGUGAAAUCAUUUAAAUCAUUUCAAGAACAACAAGGUAUUAGUAUUAAAGAUGGUAAACAUCAUUUCUCUGGUGUCACAAUUAGUAAACAAUAUAAAGUUGUUGCUGGAUCUAAAGCUUCAAUUACUUAUAUGUCGAAAAAUAAUAAUCAUAAUAAAAAUCAAAUCAAAAAUAUCAAAGAAGAGAAAAUUCAAAAAAGUUUGCAUCUGUCAAGACGUGAAAAUAGUUCAUUUUUCGAUGAUUCAGGCUUUGAAUAG
Candida albicans SC5314 is the source of this 3705-nucleotide messenger RNA. It is a transcript of the gene GIN1, whose product is annotated as chromatin-modulating protein. The transcript has a single exon. Gene Ontology annotation, biological process: mitotic DNA replication checkpoint signaling; activation of protein kinase activity; mitotic G2 DNA damage checkpoint signaling. Bases 1 to 3705 code for a protein of 1234 amino acids. Gene Ontology annotation, molecular function: anaphase-promoting complex binding. Lineage: Eukaryota; Fungi; Ascomycota; Pichiomycetes; Serinales; Debaryomycetaceae. The record is from RefSeq and is a predicted model, not a curated record.